Messenger RNA from Funneliformis geosporum, 2142 nucleotides. NCBI's taxonomy places the organism in Eukaryota, Fungi, Glomeromycota, Glomeromycetes, Glomerales, Glomeraceae. The record is from the annotation of a GenBank genome assembly.
AUGUCACCCAUUGCAAACACUUCUAAUCCUUAUAAUCACACUAUUAAUCCCACCGGAAUUUCUUCCAUUACCAAUGGAUUUGAUCCCGCUGGAAUUUCUUUUGGUCCCGCUGGAAAUAAUUUUGAUCCUACUAGAUUUUCUUCUGAUACUGCCGUGGUUCCUUCUGAACCCACCAUAAUUUCUUCUAGUAGUCACAAUGGAGUUUUUCCUAACCCCAAAAAAGUUUCUUCUAGUACCGUUGUUCCUUCAGGUUCCGCUGGACUUCCUUCUAAUAAAGUUGCUUCUAGUUCAGGAUCAUCAGGAAAAACUGGAAACCCUAAAGUAGAAUCUGAAAUACAUAACCUUUCAAAGGGAAAAUUACCAGAAAAAUUAGUACAUACGCAAAAUACUGUCAAAAUACAAGCAAAUAAUAACCUAUUACUUAAACAAAGUUGUUCUAAAGACUCUACAAAUAAAGUGUUUGCAACGCGUAGACCCAACAAGCUUAGAAAAAUACAGCCGAAACCUCCUCAAGGUAUCAUAAAAUUAGUUAAUAAUAGCGAGAGGUUUAUUACGAAAGUCACAGCGCCACAAGCUAUGAAAGUCUCAGAACAACAAACUACGAAGAUUACAGAACAACCAUCUAUGAAAGUCUCAGAACAACAAACUACGAAGAUUACAGAACAACCAUCUAUGAAAGUCACAGAACAACAAGUAAAGGAACGUCAACACCAGAAAUCAGAAACUUCUGUUCAAGAAUCUGAUAACAAUGAAAACUCAAAUAUGCGAUUACCGACCAUACAAGAAUUGGGGGUCUUUGAUGACGGACCUCCCCUGUAUCGACCGAUCGCAACUUAUCCAAUUAGUAUGAAAGUGAGGCAAGAACUUUUUGAAAAUAUGCAACUUUCACAGAUAAGGGAUGUUCCUUUGCAUUAUGCAACAAACAAAACAAGUGAAAGCCAAUCGACUGUUUGGACGAAAAUACCACGACCAACCUCACCACCUUUACCAUCCAAAACAUCAAUAUCAACAACAUCACCUUCAACCUCAUCGUCUUCACAGACAUCAAUAUCAACAACAUCACCUUCAACCUCAUCGUCUUCACAGAUAACCUCAUUAUCACAAGUAGGAACAGCUUCACCAUUACCGGAGUCAUCAUUUUCUAAGUUAAAUGUUACAUCAACCGAAUCUUCGGGAAAAAUGUUCACAUCAUCAUCGACGUCGAUGAAACAAAAAACAACAGAACCUUUACAAAGGGGCACUAUAACGUUGCCUCCACUAGUACUAACGGGAUCUUAUCCUGAUUACUCAAAACCUUCGAAAGUUUCAUCAGAGCUUACUUUUUCAAUAUCUGAUCAAGUCAUACAUCCAUUACAACCUGGGUUGAAUGCGUCAUGGAAUCGAUCCAUAUUUCCAUCGAUGCAAACACCAAAUGAACCUAUUAAUUUAAAUGAUGACUAUGUUACUAGUGUUAAACCAAAUGAAUGUGUUAACGAAAGUGAUGUAACUUUAUGUACUGACAAAAACGCUAAUGUAGAGAUAGUACAUGAUUUGUCGCAAGAAAGCACUUCAACAGAGAAGCUUGCAACGGAGAAAUUGCGAGGUUCCUCGUCGGAAUCUGCUCGUAAAUCUUCAUCUAAAAAACUCAAUAAGAAAGUACCUUCUUCGGUAUCAAAAUCAAAAACUACUUUUUUAACGAUGUCAACAUCAGAAUCUGAAUCAGACAGUGAUCAUUUGCCAACGCAAAUGACAGUUGAAGCAGUUGAAGAAGUUAAAGAGGUUGAAGAAGAUAAUGACGAACUGAGGGAUGAUAUACCUGAAGAAGUUACAAGUAUUAGGAAUAGCAAGAAAAGAUACCGAGAACACAAGAAUGAAUUUUCUACUGCCAUAGCAUCUUCCUGCGGUAUAAAGAGAGCAAAGAAGGAAAAGAGUGAAAAGGAAAAGAGGGAAGAGAAAGAUGAGGAAGAAGUUGUUGCUCCUAGAAGAGCUCGUCCGAUUAAUGAUAGGCGCUAUCAAAAGCCAAAGAAGAGAAUUACUCGAAAUGCUGCUCGAAAUGCUGCUCGAGAAGCUGCUCUAAUGGCAUUGAAUCCGCUUCCAAAACCGAAAAAUAUAUGGGUGAGGCGUGGUGUGCCCAAAAAUAAGAUUAAUUAUAAAAAUCACUAA